Ostrea edulis (European flat oyster) is the source of this 1397-nucleotide messenger RNA. RefSeq names its product protein YIF1B-A-like. Bases 116 to 1039 code for a protein of 307 amino acids. The record is from RefSeq and is a predicted model, not a curated record. Gene Ontology annotation, biological process: endoplasmic reticulum to Golgi vesicle-mediated transport. Gene Ontology annotation, cellular component: endoplasmic reticulum-Golgi intermediate compartment; endoplasmic reticulum membrane; COPII-coated ER to Golgi transport vesicle. Lineage: Eukaryota; Metazoa; Mollusca; Bivalvia; Ostreida; Ostreidae. The transcript has 9 exons.
GAAUUAUUUACAGACUGCGAAGACGAGGCUGUAUAUUCUGUCUGUGUGUCAUGCCAACUCAGAGCUAUUUUGAGUAAGACCAAUAAAUCGUAAUAUUUGGGCAGUUUGGUGAAAUAUGGACGUCCCAUCGGAGUUCAGAAAUCGUAAGUCUGGUAAAAGAAAAUCCAAGAAAGGAGGCUUGAAACCUCAGCUUUAUGAAGACACAAGUAUGCAGCCUCCGCCUCAACAAUAUGGAGCGCCACCUGGACAUGGAUACAACCCAGCUGCUUAUGGUGGACAGCCAGGAAUGGGUCAGUUCCCAGGAUCUCAGUAUCUCAAUGACCCAAUGACAAACAUGGCCAUGCAGUAUGGGCAGUCCCUGGCAGGCCAAAGUACAGAGUUCGUACACAAAAACAUAGAAAAAUAUGUAGCAACAUCCAGACUUAAAUACUACUUUGCAGUAGAUACAGCUUAUGUCGUGAAGAAACUCAGAUUGUUAUGUUUUCCAUUUACCCAGUCUGACUGGUCAAUAAAAUUUAAUCAAGACCAACCUGUGGCACCAAGAGAUGAUUGUAAUGCCCCAGAUUUAUAUAUACCAUCCAUGGCAUUUGUCACAUACAUACUCAUUGCUGGAGUAGUAUUGGGAACUUAUAACAAAUUCACUCCUGAGCAACUUGGGAUACAGACAAGUUCUGCAUUGGUUUGGCUCAUCUUGGAACUCUUUGUUUUAAACAUGAGCUUAUACAUUAUGAACCUAAAAACUGAUCUAAAAUACCUAGAUAUUUUAGCAUAUUGUGGAUAUAAAUUUGUAGGAAUGAUUCUCUGUCUACUAGGGGGAAUGCUGUUCCAGUCGACAGGGUACUAUGUCAGCUUACUGUGGUUCAGUAUAACCAUAGCCUUCUUCCUGGUGCAGACAUUGCGUGUGAAGAUACUGCCCCACUCAGAUGAAAGUCAUAACUCCAGGGGAAGUAAGCGAAGUCUGUAUCUCAUCCUGUCCAUGUCUUUGCUUCAACCGGUCAUGAUGUGGUGGCUGACUGGCUACAUAAUGUUCGCUAAGUGAAACCAUCCAGUGCAUAGUUUGACGGCCACUUUAAUGACGAUCCAGAGAUAGGAAGAACUCUACGAACUGUGAUGAAAGUGAAAUCAGAGAUUCAUACAAUAUUUACUGAUGUGAAAAUUCAUUUUGGGGAAGAAGUUGAAUGGAUGACAGACAGAGUAAAAGAGAAAUCUGCUCAUAUGAUAUUAUGAAACGUGUUGGGUGAUGACACACACUGAUUGGAAGAACGAAAGAAAUUGAAGGUUACGGAAGUCUUUAUCUGUGAUGGGAUAGUAGUAAUAUUUAUGAUGUUAUAGUAUGUACCUAUUUGUGCCAAAGCUGUACAAUGACUGCCUGCUUUAAAGUAAAUGUAUGAAUGGAU